AUGACCAGCUUGGAUCACCCACCAUUUCCAACUGACAAAAGUAUUCCGGUACAAGAUCUCCUUGUCGUUGAUUACAAACUCCUCAAGGAAGGCGACCAAGAGCAAGCUGACGUUUUGUGGGAGGCUGCAACGAAAUGGGGGUUCUGGUACUUGAAAAACCAUGAUGCUGAACCAUUUGUUGGACCGAUGUUUGAGAUGGGGAAAGAGACGCUGUCGCUUUCGUUGGAAGAGAAGAUGAAGUAUUGGCAAGGUAAUAAAGGUGCUUCUCCUGGAUAUCGAGAAGCGGGCAAGAAAUAUGUAGAUGCAGAGGGAUCCCUCGACGCGUCGGAAUACAUCAACGUCGCAAAGGACGACGCGAUGGCCUAUCCCCGCAUCGUGCACCGCGACUACCCAGCGCCUGUGAAUAGGUAUAUGCAGGAUACGAUUAUACCGUUCGUACAGACGUGCAUCGAGCAGAGCAAGGUUGUUAUGCGUGUUUUUGAGAACAAGCUCGGGUUGCCUCUGGGGACGCUUAUGGCCUUGCAUGACCCUGGGAAGACGUGUAUUUCAGAGGCGAGGUGUAUUAAGGUGGCUGCUACACCGAAGGGGACGAAGAUUGCUUUGGGACAGCAUACAGAUUACGGAAGUCUGUCGUUUCUUUCCAAUAGGCAAGGUGGCUUGCAGGUUCUUGUUCCCGAAACCGACGGUGAUGAAUGGAGAUACGUGAAGCCGAUUGAGGGAUAUUCAAUCUGCAACAUCGGAGAUACUCUCACCAUUAUGAGCGGUGGCAUUCUGAAAUCUUGCACUCACCGGGUUGUACCUCCCCCUGGUGCCCAAGCAGGCUAUGAUCGAUGGUCACUCGUGUACUUCUCAAGACCGACCAACGAUGUCUAUCUCAAAGCACUUGUAAAUGAAAGCGCAUACAUUGCAGAAGCUGUCCAAAAUGCAGAAGAUAGGGAUGUCUACUUCCCCAAGAUGACGGCUGCGCAAUGGUUCGUGAAAAAGGGGUCUUUGUAUCGAACCGACUUGAAUAGAUAA
Molecule: messenger RNA, 1017 nt
Organism: Psilocybe cubensis
Lineage: Eukaryota; Fungi; Basidiomycota; Agaricomycetes; Agaricales; Agrocybaceae
Exons: 6
Coding region: 1-1017 (338 amino acids)
Molecular function (GO): dioxygenase activity
Source: RefSeq, a predicted model, not a curated record